Nerophis ophidion (straightnose pipefish) is the source of this 4731-nucleotide messenger RNA. It is a transcript of the gene ano2b, whose product is annotated as anoctamin 2b. The transcript is spliced from 26 exons. Gene Ontology annotation, molecular function: chloride channel activity; protein dimerization activity. Lineage: Eukaryota; Metazoa; Chordata; Actinopteri; Syngnathiformes; Syngnathidae. Gene Ontology annotation, biological process: chloride transmembrane transport. The coding region runs from base 475 to 3597 and encodes 1040 amino acids. The record is from RefSeq and is a predicted model, not a curated record. Gene Ontology annotation, cellular component: plasma membrane.
AAUGUACGACGGAAUGACAGACGGAAAUACCCAUUUUUUUUAUACAUAUAGAUUUAUUUAUUAAAGGUAAAUUAAGCAAAUUGGCUAUUUCUGGCAAUUUAUUGAAGUGUGUAUCAAACUGGUAGCCCUUGGCAUUCAUCAGUAGCCAAGUUCUUGCUUUCAAAAAGGUUGCUGACCCCUGUUUUUAAAGCAUGACUAAAAAAAGCAGAUGUUAGCAUGCUAACAUAACGUGGCCUAUUUGCACUGGAACGCUGCCCGUUUUAGUCCUAGUCCUAAUCCUAGUCCCGAAGGGCAGACCCCUGGUGGGCCACCUGCUCCCGUAGUCUUUAAAGCACAUUAGAGGGCCCAAUAAUCUUGGCUCUUGUCCUUCCAGCCAAUCAUCCGUCCCCAAGUGUGUAAUCCGGCUAUGCAGCUAAUCAGGUAGUCCUGAGUGGCCCCGCCCCCAACGACAUGUCCCACCGACGCUGAAGAAACAUGGCUGUCCGCAGGUCGCCCUCCUCUACCUGGACAGAGUCCCGAGAAACUGGACGAGGUCUGAUCCGGGUGGCCACGGCUCUCAGCGAGUCCUCCUCCAUCCACAGCGACGCCCUGUACCACCUGACCAGGGACGUGUCCGUCAUGGGUCUGGACCCUCUGACCUCCAGCACCCACAGAGACCAAGUCUGGAACGAGGAGGCCCAGAGUCUUCUGAAGGUGGUGAGUCCGGCAUGGAGCCCCAAAGACGGCGGCGAGGGCCUCCACUUCGCCGACGGUCGCCGCAAAGUGGACUACGUUCUGGUGUUCCAUCAGCGGAGACACGUCUCCCAGCGUUCCCCCGCCAGCACCUCCGUUUCCCACGACCGGCUGUCCGUCGUCUCCAACGGCAACUUCCCGCCGUCGGAAGGCAAAGGAAACAGGGAGUCCGUGAGCAUCGGCGAGUUGUUCACGGAGCUGGACAGCGAGGGGGCGGAGCCUGCCGACCACGACAUGCAUCUGGUCAGGCAGGAGUUUGAGGCCAACCUGCUGGAGGCCGGCCUGGAGAUAGAGAGAGACCGGGAGGUGAAGUCCCACGGCCUGAGCUUCACUCGUCUUCACGCUCCUUGGCCCGUGCUGUGCAGGGAGGCGGAGUUCCUCAAAAUCAAAGUCCCCACCAAGACGCGCUACGAGCUGAAGGAGGAAGGUGCGUUCAGCAGCAGCGUGAGCAGCGUGUGGAGGAAACUGAAGCAGCCUUUCCAGCCCAAAGUGCCGCAUCAGGACCACGGGGCCACAAAGUUCCUCACACACUGCUUCUCCAGGGAAAGGCUCCACCUGUACAACAUCACAUCGAAAGACACGUUCUUCGACAACGCCACAAGGGGUCGGAUCGUGUACGAGAUCCUGAGAAGGACAAUCUGCGCGCGAAGCUGUCAAACAAUCGGUGUCACCACCUUGAUCGCCAAGGGGGUCUACGAUGCUGCCUUCCCCUUGCACGACGGGGAUUACAAGGCCAGCGGAGACCCAGAAGAGAGGAAUGACCGACAGGUUCUGCAUGAGGAGUGGGCCCGGUACUCCGCCUUCUACAAGUACCAGCCCAUAGACCUGGUCAGGAAGUACUUCGGCGAGAAGAUCGGCUUGUACUUUGCCUGGCUGGGUGUCUACACGCAGCUGCUGGUGCCAGCCUCCAUCGUGGGCAUCUUUGUGUUCGGCUACGGGGUGGCAACGGUGGACACCAACAUCCCCAGCCUGGAGAUGUGUGACGAGCGUUUCAACUUCACCAUGUGUCCUCUGUGCGACGGCGCCUGCGACUUCUGGCAGCUCAGCACCGCCUGCGGCACCGCCAGGGCCUCCCACCUGUUCGACAACCCCGCCACCGUCUUCUUCGCCAUCUUCAUGUCGCUGUGGGCCGUCUUGUUCCUGGAGCACUGGAAGCGCCGUCAGAUCAGCUUGAGCUUCAGCUGGGACCUGACCGGCAUCGAGGAGGACGAGGAACACCCCAGGCCCAAGUAUGAAACUGUCCUGCUCCAGAAGAGACAGUGCAAGCAGAAGAAGAAGAAGAAGAAGAAUCAGCCCGCCAAGCAGGAGGAGGAUGGGACAGAGACAGGGAAGGACAGAUGGAGGAGACAACUUCUCUCAGCCAUGGCUGCAGGAAGACUGGCGACCAUUGAGAAGUUAACCUGGAAAGACCGACUGACUGGAUAUUGUAUCAAUGUUUCCUCCAUCCUUUUCAUGUUCGGCUUGACCUUCUCCGCAGUUUUCGGCGUCAUCGUUUACCGCAUCACCGUGUCGGCCCUGAUGGCCAUGAGUCCAGACCCGGAGACCAAGUCCAACGUGCGCGUGACAGUGACGGCCACCGCGGUCAUCAUCAACCUGGUGGUCAUCCUGAUCCUGGACGAGAUCUACGGCGCGGUGGCGGUGUGGCUGACCGAGCUGGAGAUUCCUAAAACCGAGACCAACUUCGAGGAGCGUCUGGUCCUGAAGGCCUUCUUGCUGAAGUUCAUGAACGCCUACGCGCCCAUCUUCUACGUGGCCUUCUUCAAGGGGAGGUUUGCAGGCCGACCCGGACGCUACGUGUACGUCUUUAACGACUACCGCAUGGAGGAGUGUGCACCUGGAGGCUGCCUGAUCGAGCUGUGCAUCCAGCUCAGUAUCAUCAUGCUGGGCAAGCAGCUCAUCCAGAACAACAUCUUUGAGAUCGGCAUCCCGAAGCUGAAGAAGUUGGUGCGCACGCUGAAGGACAAGGGCGUAGCGGAGAAGGAGGCGGAGGAGGAGAGGCCGCCACAACAGUGGAACCUGGACUACGCCCUGGCCCCCUUCGAGGGCCUCACGCCUGAAUACAUGGAGAUGAUUAUCCAGUUUGGCUUCGUGUCUCUCUUCGUGGCGUCCUUCCCGCUCGCUCCCCUCUUCGCCCUGCUCAACAACAUCAUCGAGAUCCGCCUGGAUGCCAAGAAGUUUGUGACGGAGCUCCGCAGGCCAGUGGCUGCACGCGCCAAAGACAUCGGUAUCUGGUACAACAUCCUGAGUGGCAUGGGGAAGUUCUCAGUGAUAAUAAAUGCCUUCGUGAUCUCCUUCACCUCGGACUUCAUCCCCCGCCUGGUCUACCAGUACAUGUACAGUCACACGGGCACCAUGCACGGCUUCAUCGACCACACCCUCUCCUACUUCAACGUGUCCAACUUUAAACCUGGCACGGCGCCACACAACUCUCAUCACGGAGACGUCACCGUCUGCAGGUACAAAGACUACAGAGAGCCUCCCUGGUCUGCAGACGCGUACCAGUUCUCCAAGCAGUACUGGUGUGUCCUGGCAGCCAGACUGGCCUUUGUCAUCCUAUUUCAGAACCUGGUGAUGUUCCUCAGCCUGCUGGUAGCCUGGGUGAUCCCGGACAUCCCCAAAACCAUCGUGGAGCAGCUGAAGCGCGAGAAGAAGCUGCUGGUGGACGUCUUCUUGCGAGAGGAGAAGGACAAGUUGCAGCUCAUCCAGAGUCUCUUCGCCAAGGACGCCCCCUUCCCCCUCCCGGGCCGCUACAGCACCCUGCCCCAGUGCGGGGACUCGGGAGCAGGGGGGCCCCGGGCCAGGUGCAGGGCGGCCAGUUUCGGCUCGUCCAGCAGGAAUGAGAACUCCAGACACACGGCCGUGUGAGCUUCGAACCUGGAACUUUGUCUUCUUCUCACCUGACCGACGUUCAUCCUUCAUUCCACUUCGUGAGGCUCCCGGCUUCAUAGCGUAGACCAGCAAUAAUCCUCAACACCCGUGUAGAUCCUAACUUCUGGGGACACAAACCAUGUUCCUUGUGGGUCUGGAUGAAGGUUUGCCUGGUUCCUGUGAGAAUCCUGCGCCUGGCCCAAGCAUUAAGGAGUGGGACUAUCCCACUCAAAUGACCAGCAGGUAGCGUAUGUGAGCAGAUAAUACUGCAUCAUCCCUUUCUCCGUCUGACUUAGCAGGUCUUCACUUGGAGGGAACGCCAUCCCGCCGCAAGUGAGGGACUCAUCCAGACUUUCUCGACUAGACUUGUAGCAGUUUUUCCUCAUUAGUGGAGGAGCUUCCUGAAACUAUUUAUUCUUUGUAUGCCUGGGUGUCCAAAGUCAGUCUCCUGCCAACCAGCACAGCUUCUUGUGUCGUCUCUCUGCAUAUUAUUUACAAAACAAUCACUAUUGAUUAUGAUGAGAUAUUACACAAUUAUGUUGAUGUUUUCUUCAGAUAGUUUAGUUUAUAUCGACACACACGGGAUGACUUUGCCAUCAUUUCACACACAUCAUUUCCUCAUUUUUUAAGCAGUAUCGUCUCAAACUGCCAUACCAGGUACAUCCAUCCAUCAUCUUCCGCUUAUCCGAGGUCGGGUCGCGGGGGCAAAAGCCUAAGCAGGGAAACCCAGACUUCCCUCUCUCCAGCCACUUCGUCUAGCUCUUCCCGGGGGAUCCCGAGGCGUUCCCAGGCCAGCCGGGAGACAUAGUCUUCCCAACGUGUCCUGGGUCUUCCCCGUGGCCUCCUACCGGUUGGACGUGCCCUAAACACCUCCCUAGGGAGGCGUUCGGGUGGCAUCCUGACCAGAUGCCCGAACCACCUCAUCUGGCUCCUCUCCAUGUGGAGGAGCAGCGGCUUUACUUUGAGUUCCUCCCGGAUGGCAGAGCUUCUCACCCUAUCUCUAAGGGAGAGGAAACUCAUUUGGGCCGCUUGUACCCGUGAUCUUAUCCUUUCGGUCAUGACCCAAAGCUCAUGACCAUAGGUGAGGAUGGGAACGUAGAUCGACCGGUAAAUUGAGAGCUUUGCCUUCCG